Messenger RNA from Gorilla gorilla gorilla (western lowland gorilla), 3359 nucleotides. RefSeq names its product quiescin sulfhydryl oxidase 1 (gene QSOX1). Bases 118 to 2361 code for a protein of 747 amino acids. Gene Ontology annotation, molecular function: protein disulfide isomerase activity; flavin-dependent sulfhydryl oxidase activity. Gene Ontology annotation, biological process: protein folding. Gene Ontology annotation, cellular component: Golgi membrane. Lineage: Eukaryota; Metazoa; Chordata; Mammalia; Primates; Hominidae. The transcript has 12 exons. The record is from RefSeq and is a predicted model, not a curated record.
CGGGGGCUCAGGGGCGGGGCCGCGUGGCUCCUCCUUGCGGGCGGAGGCAGGCGGUGCGGCGGCGCCGGGACCCGACUCAUCCGGUGCUUGCGUGUGGUGGUGAGCGCAGCGCCGAGGAUGGGUAGGUGCAACCGCGGCUCCGGGCCGCCGCCGUCGCUGCUGCUACUGCUGCUGUGGCUGCUCGCGGUUCCCGGCGCUAACGCGGCCCCGCGCUCGGCGCUCUAUUCGCCUUCCGACCCGCUGACGCUGCUGCAGGCGGACACGGUGCGCGGCGCGGUGCUGGGCUCCCGCAGCGCCUGGGCCGUGGAGUUCUUCGCCUCCUGGUGCGGCCACUGCAUCGCCUUCGCCCCGACGUGGAAGGCGCUGGCCGAAGACGUCAAAGCCUGGAGGCCGGCCCUGUAUCUCGCCGCCCUGGACUGUGCUGAGGAGACCAACAGUGCAGUCUGCAGAGACUUCAACAUCCCUGGCUUCCCGACUGUGAGGUUCUUCAAGGCCUUUACCAAGAACGGCUCGGGAGCAGUAUUUCCAGUGGCUGGUGCUGACGUGCAGACGCUGCGGGAGAGGCUCAUUGACGCCCUGGAGUCCCAUCAUGACACGUGGCCCCCAGCCUGUCCCCCACUGGAGCCUGCCAAGCUGGAGGAGAUUGAUGGAUUCUUUGCGAGAAAUAACGAAGAGUACCUGGCUCUGAUCUUUGAAAAGGGAGGCUCCUACCUGGGUAGAGAGGUGGCUCUGGACCUGUCCCAGCACAAAGGCGUGGCGGUGCGCAGGGUGCUGAACACAGAGGCCAAUGUGGUGAGAAAGUUUGGUGUCACCGACUUCCCCUCUUGCUACCUGCUGUUCCGGAACGGCUCUGUCUCCCGAGUCCCCGUGCUCAUGGAAUCCAGGUCCUUCUAUACCGCUUACCUGCAGAGACUCUCUGGGCUCACCAGGGACGCUGCCCAGACCACAGUUGCACCAACCACUGCUAACAAGAUAGCUCCCACUGUUUGGAAAUUUGCAGAUCGCUCCAAGAUCUACAUGGCUGACCUGGAAUCUGCACUGCACUACAUCCUGCGGAUAGAAGUGGGCAGGUUCCCGGUCCUGGAAGGGCAGCGCCUGGUGGCCCUGAAAAAGUUUGUGGCAGUGCUGGCCAAGUAUUUCCCUGGCCGGCCCUUAGUCCAGAACUUCCUGCACUCCGUGAAUGAAUGGCUCAAGAGGCAGAAGAGAAAUAAAAUUCCCUACAGUUUCUUUAAAACUGCCCUGGACGACAGGAAAGAGGGUGCCGUUCUUGCCAAGAAGGUGAACUGGAUUGGCUGCCAGGGGAGUGAGCCGCAUUUCCGGGGCUUUCCCUGCUCCCUGUGGGUCCUCUUCCACUUCUUGACUGUGCAGGCAGCUCGGCAAAAUGUAGACCACUCACAGGAAGCAGCCAAGGCCAAGGAGGUCCUCCCAGCCAUCCGAGGCUACGUGCACUACUUCUUCGGCUGCCGAGACUGCGCUAGCCACUUCGAGCAGAUGGCUGCUGCCUCCAUGCACCGGGUGGGGAGUCCCAACGCCGCUGUCCUCUGGCUCUGGUCUAGCCACAACAGGGUCAAUGCUCGCCUUGCAGGUGCCCCCAGCGAGGACCCCCAGUUCCCCAAGGUGCAGUGGCCACCCCGUGAACUUUGUUCUGCCUGCCACAAUGAACGCCUGGAUGUGCCCGUGUGGGACGUGGAAGCCACCCUCAACUUCCUCAAGGCCCACUUCUCCCCAAGCAACAUCAUCCUGGACUUCCCUGCAGCUGGGUCAGCUGCCCGGAGGGAUGUGCAGAAUGUGGCAGCCGCCCCAGAGCUGGCGAUGGGAGCCCUGGAGCUGGAAAGCCGGAAUUCAACUCUGGACCCUGGGAAGCCUGAGAUGAUGAAGUCCCCCACAAACACCACCCCAGAUGUGCCGGCUGAGGGACCUGAGGCAAGUCGACCCCCGAAGCUACGCCCUGGCCUCGGAGCUGCACCAGGCCAGGAGCCUCCUGAGCACAUGGCAGAGCUUCAGAGGAAUGAGCAGGAGCAGCCGCUUGGGCAGUGGCACUUGAGCAAGCGAGACACAGGGGCUGCAUUGCUGGCUGAGUCCAGGGCGGAGAAGAACCGCCUCUGGGGCCCUUUGGAGGUCAGGCGCGUGGGCCGCAGCUCCAAGCAGCUGGUCGACAUCCCUGAGGGCCAGCUGGAGGCCCGAGCUGGGUGGGGCCGAGGCCAGUGGCUGCAGGUGCUGGGAGGGGGCUUCUCUUACCUGGACAUCAGCCUCUGUGUGGGGCUCUAUUCCCUGUCCUUCAUGGGCCUGCUGGCCAUGUACACCUACUUCCAGGCCAAGAUAAGGGCCCUGAAGGGCCAUGCUGGCCACCCUGCAGCCUGAACCACCUGGGGAGGAGGCGGGAGAGGGAGCUGCCAUCUCUAGGCACCUCGAGCACCCUGACCCCAUUCCCUCCCCUCCCACCCCUUGCUCCUUGUCUGGCCUAGAAGUGUGGGAAAUUCAGGAAAACCAGUUGCUCCAGUGAAGCUUCUUGGGGCUGCUAGGACAGAGAGCUCCUUUGACACAAAAGACAGGAGCAGGGUCCAGGUUCCCCUGCUGCGCAGGGAGGGCAGCCCCGGGCAACGGGCAUAGGGCAGCUCAGUCCCUGGCCUCUUAGCACCACAUUCCUGUUUUUCAGCUUAUUUGAAGUCCUGCCUCAUUCUCACUGGAGCCUCAGUCUCUCCUGCUUGGUCUUGGCCCUAAAUUGGGGCAAGUGAAGCCAGAGGAGGGUCCCCCAGCUGGGUGGGCUGGAAUGGAACUCCUCACUAGCUGCUGGGGCUCUGCCCACCCUGCUCCCUUCCGGACAAUGAAGAAGCCUUUGCACCCUGGGAGGAAGGACCACCCCGGGCCCUCUAUGCCUGGCCAGCCUCCAGCUCCUCAGACCUCCUGGGUGGGGUUUGGCUUCAGGGUGGGGUUUGGAAGCUUCUGGAAGUCGUGCUGGUCUCCCAGGUGAGGCAAGCCAUGGUUGCUGGGCUGUAGGGUGAGUGGCUUGCUUGGUGGGACCUGAUGAGUUGGUGGCAUGGGAAGGAUGUGAGUCUCUAGUGCCUUGCCCUGGCUUAGCUGCAGGAGAAGAUGGCCGCUUUCACUUCCCCCCAUUGAGCUCUGCUCCCUCUGAGCCUGGUCUUUUGUCCUUUUUUAUUUUGGUCUCGAAGAUGAAUGCUCAUCUUUGGAGGGUGCCAGGUAGAAGCUAGGGAGGGGAGUGUCUUCUCUCUCCAGGUUUCACCUUCCAGUGUGCAGAAGUUAGAAGGGUCCGGGGGCGGGCAGUGCCUUACACAUGCUUGAUUCCCACGCUACCCCCUGCCUUGGGAGGUGCGUGGAAUAAAUUAUUUUUGUUAAGGCAA